Molecule: messenger RNA, 505 nt
Organism: Stegastes partitus (bicolor damselfish)
Lineage: Eukaryota; Metazoa; Chordata; Actinopteri; Pomacentridae
Product: RNA-binding protein Raly-like
Exons: 4
Cellular component (GO): nucleus
Molecular function (GO): RNA binding
Source: RefSeq, a predicted model, not a curated record
GUUGUUUGAGUACCAUGGCAGGGUAUCUCCGGUUCCUCGGGUGGUGCCAGUCAAACGUCCGCGAGUGGCGGUGCCGCUGUUACGACGGGUCAAAUCUCUGCCAGUCAAACUGUUGGCACGUAAUGCCUCCGUCCUCCCCACCAGCAACGGCAACAAACAGAGAUUGAAAGGAACAGAGCUUCAGGCGAUCAAGUCGGAGUUGACUCAGAUUAAAGCCAACAUCGAGGCUUUACUGGGUAGACUGGAGCAGAUCACAGAAGACCCACAACACAUUACCGCCACAGAUUUGGUGAAGGCGGAGGAGUGUAAGAACGACGAGACAUGGCAGGAAGGAGACGAGUGGAGUUCGGAGCCAGAGGACGAGGAGGGGCAGAGACAGAGCAGCGAGGCCGAAGAGGAGGAGAAAGACGAGGAAGAGGAGGAGGGCGAGCACACGCAGGAUGACGCCCACAGCCACAUGGAGAACAGUCACCUAUCAUCAGAGAUGGACUCCGUUCACCCAUAA